Messenger RNA from Momordica charantia (bitter melon), 527 nucleotides. Lineage: Eukaryota; Viridiplantae; Streptophyta; Magnoliopsida; Cucurbitales; Cucurbitaceae. The record is from RefSeq and is a predicted model, not a curated record.
AUGAUCUUGCUCUUGGUCAGAUCCAGUCGGUCUCAGUCAGAUCGCCUCAGUCCUGAUCUCGCUUUUGCUCAGGGUCACUCGGUUGGUACAUUUAAAACAACGGUGGAUACUUUAGCUUGGGAUGGAACUAUCUCAUCAAGUGAUUUUUACAAGGCUGCUUCUGCUUUUCUUCAGAGAUGGAAAUUGAUCAACUCUGAUUUUCCUUCAUGGUCAUGGGUUCCAGGUCAGAAACUACAAUUGAUUAGUUCUGAUAAGGUGGAAGGAUACUUAUCUUUGGAGAAAAUAUGCCUUCUGAGGCCACUCGAGAAUGAACAGGAGAAAGGAGAGUGCUCUGAGGAAAGAGAGACUGCUGGGUACAACAAUGAGUUUCUCGAUGAAGCUACGUUAGUCUCAUCCCCAAGUGAUCACCAAGAAGUACAUUACUAUGAUUUUCACAUUCUGCACUGUGCAUCAUAUGGUGUUCUAGUACUAUACUUUCGUGCUUACUGUAGUGGUAUGCAAUUUUAGAAGUGGCCUGACUAACCACA